This is a messenger RNA of Anoplopoma fimbria (sablefish), 1143 nucleotides long. RefSeq names its product chemokine (C-X-C motif) ligand 14 (gene cxcl14). Gene Ontology annotation, molecular function: chemokine activity. Bases 305 to 604 code for a protein of 99 amino acids. The transcript has 4 exons. The record is from RefSeq and is a predicted model, not a curated record. Gene Ontology annotation, cellular component: extracellular region. Gene Ontology annotation, biological process: cell chemotaxis; antimicrobial humoral immune response mediated by antimicrobial peptide. NCBI's taxonomy places the organism in Eukaryota, Metazoa, Chordata, Actinopteri, Perciformes, Anoplopomatidae.
AGAGAGAGAGAGAGAGAGAGAGAGAGAGAGAGAGAGAGACAUAGACGAGAUUGGAGGUUCAUCCAAGCGCUCAGGACUCACAGACUGAGUUGCACAAUCAGCGCUCCAAAGAAGCAGAACAGCCUCAGCAGCUCCAAACAGUCCCAGCAAGUGGAUUUUAUUUGCACCUCAAAAGACUUUUGUUGAUUUUUUUAUUUUAUUUUUUUCUCCCAAGUGUGUUGUCGAGAGGUGGGAUUUUUUUUGGAGCUUGUUUUUAAAAACAACAUAUAUAUUGUGUGUUGGUUUUUUUCUUACUGGUGAAGACAUGCAUCGGUGCACAGCGGUGCUCCUUUUGUUAGUGGUGGCCUUGUACGUCCUGAGCACAGAAGCCUACAAGUGCAGGUGCACCAGAAAAGGACCAAAGAUCAGAUACAAGGAUGUGCAGAAGCUGGAGAUCAAACCCAAACAUCCGUUCUGCCAAGAGAAGAUGAUAUUUGUGACGAUGGAGAACGUGGCUCGGUUCAAAGGUCAGGAGUAUUGUCUUCAUCCCAAACUUCAGAGCACCAAGAAUCUGGUCAAAUGGUUCCGCAUCUGGAAGGACAAGCACAGGGUGUAUGAAGCCUAAAAUCUCAGCACACGUGGAUCAAGUGAGACAAAAAAAAGAGAUGACAAUACCACCAGGACUGUUUUUUGCGAAGUACAAGAUGUAACCUGCAAUCAAACUGUAUUUCUCUCCUCUUCUACCUGAGAUCUGUCGAGCAUCUUUAGUUCAUAAAUAUAUAUAAGAUGGUGGGCUCGUUUUAGUUACAGUUACUCACCUAUCAAGUCUUUACAGCUGUAGUUAUACUUGUCAAAUAGUGGACGAGCGACCACCAUCUGUGUUCAAACAGUUGUAGGUUUGUUCAGUUGUUACUUAAAGGGACGUCUCUUUUGCUUUUAGGCUUCUUUCAAAGUGAAGAAUGUGUCAUUCUGAAUGAACCUUCCUUUCAAAGAAAAUAAAUAUUGUGUGGGUGUUUCAGUUGUUAAGAUUUUCACUUCUCUGUAUUCUCUAUGACAGAUAAGACAUUUGUACAAUGCCAUCAUUUAGGAGCUGGUCAUCCGUGUUCAAGAGGUUGUAGUCAAAAAUGUAGCGAUAAAGUUCCUCAAUAAAUCUGAUUCUCUGUA